This is a messenger RNA of Gorilla gorilla gorilla (western lowland gorilla), 4541 nucleotides long. Its product is annotated as sialic acid-binding Ig-like lectin 9. The record is from RefSeq and is a predicted model, not a curated record. Gene Ontology annotation, molecular function: sialic acid binding. NCBI's taxonomy places the organism in Eukaryota, Metazoa, Chordata, Mammalia, Primates, Hominidae. Bases 1707 to 3098 code for a protein of 463 amino acids. Gene Ontology annotation, biological process: cell adhesion. The transcript is spliced from 9 exons. Gene Ontology annotation, cellular component: plasma membrane.
CUGACCUCUCAGCACCACUCUUCCUGCUUUCUCUGUUUUUUUCAUCCAGCCCCAAAGACCCUGAACAAUGGCACACCACUGCCUGUCCUGGAGGGAGAGUCCCUGUGGUCUGUGUGGCUGACAGCACCCCACCUCCCAACCCCGCCCGGCUGAGCUGGUCCUGAGAGGGAAGAACACUGAAUUCCUCCCAGCUCUCAGCACCCGGGGGCCUGGAGCUGCCUCAGAUAGGGGCUGGGACGGAGGAGCAUUGACCUGUUGGGCUCACCACCCACUGCGAUUUCAGCACAUUUCCCUGAGCCUCUGUGCAGAGUGAGUUGCAGGACGGCUGCUGAGGUGUGGAGGGCCCCAGGGGAGCAGUGCUGAGAGGCCUGACUGAGCCCCUCCUGCUGAAGACAGAACUCAGAUGUGGACACCCAGCCCUACAGGACAGAUGCAGGACAACACUGUCAGCCAUGGCUCAGCCCUUCUGACCAUUGCAGUUGAGAUGCUGCAACUUCCCAGGGAGCGACUGGGCAAACAUGGGGGCCUGAGAAAACUGACAUCGGUCUAAGGAGGCUCCACCACACAGGAUACUCCCAGUUCCUCCCAGCCCAGCCACACAGUUACAAAAAAUCUUCUGCUGAAUUCAGGUGCAUGUUUCUUCUCCCAUGGAAUCCUGCCCAUCGCGGAGGGUGCAUGCCCCGGGGCUGGUGUCCUCACUCCACAUCUCCUGUUCACCUGGACCCCUGGGAGCAGAGCUUGCAGAAGCAAAGCCCCAGGGCCAGCUGAUCCCUCAUGUUCUGGAGUAACCAGGGAAGUGUGGCUGAGCAAGACAUCGGUGGUGAAGAAACCCUUCGUGGUGCAGUGAGGAAAGGAGAAAUAUCUUCCCUUUUGAAAUCUGCCCCUUUUCUUCCGAAUUUCCUCCCUUCCAAGCCCCACAGUACAACAGUCACAGCAUCAGUUUCCCAGACCUCCCGCGAGCCAGGCUCCCCUCUGUGUCCUUGGCGUGUAUCAACACACAGAAUCCUCACCUCCACAGCCCCAUGUCCCUCUACUCAGUCCUCCUGAGAUUGAACCCCUGACCUACGGGAGAGUGACCCCAUCCUGCCUGUGCCCCCCAACUGAAGCUCCUGCCGUGGACAGCUCAGACGUCAGGAGCCUCCGUGUCUCCCCUCCGCACAGUGACCCCUUGGGGACAGUGUCCAGCUCUGCUGUGUUGAACUCGUUGUGCAGAAAGGGGGUGCCCACCUCGUGCUUGCUGGGGGGGGGAUGAGAGGCUGCCUGCUCACCCCACCUGCACCCCCAUCUCUCAUGGCCCCGAGUCCCACCUCUGAGCUACGCAGAUAUCCACAGCCUGUGACUCAGGGGUCUGGCCAGAUGGGACUCAUUUUCACCCUGCAGAAAAUGUCACCUAAGGGGAAGGGCAUUGAGAGGGAGGCAGGAGGUGGGGUGGGCCCUGCAUGGGGUGGGAAUCUGGGUGAGUCUGUUUCCCACUCUGGCCUCAGGGACCCAGGAGUGAACAUGGGGUGGUGGACGGUGGAUCUCCCAGGGCUGACCCGGGCCUGACAGUGUCUGGGUGUAAAGUUCCUCCUCUGAGGAGGUCACUGUUCCGACCUCGCCCCUGUCUUCCUGUGGGGCCUUCUCUCAGUCUUGAGCCCUCAGUUCCUGAGAGAAGAACCCUGAGGAACAGACGUUCCCUCGCGGCCCUGGAACCUCCAACCCCAGACAUGCUGCUGCUGCUGCUGCCCCUGCUCUGGGGGAGGGAGAGGGCGGAAGGACAGACGAGUAACCUGCUGACGAUGCAGAGUUCCGUGACGGUGCAGGAGGGCCUGUGUGUCCAUGUGCCCUGCUCCUUCUCCUACCCCUCGCAUGGCUGGACUCACCCUGGCCCAGUAGUUCAUGGCUACUGGUUCCGGGAAGGGGCCAAUACAGACCAGGAUGCUCCAGUGGCCACAAACAACCAAGCUCGGGCAGUGCGGGAGGAGACUCAGGACCGAUUCCACCUCCUUGGGGACCCACAUACCAAGAAUUGCACCCUGAGCAUCAGAGAUGCCAGAAGAAGUGAUGCGGGGAGAUACUUCUUUCGUGUGGAGACGGGAACUAUAAAAUGGAAUUAUAAACAUCACCGGCUCUCUGUGAAUGUGACAGCCUUGACCCACAGGCCCAACAUCCUCAUCCCAGGCACCCUGGAGUCCGGCUGCCCCCAGAAUCUGACCUGCUCUGUGCCCUGGGCCUGUGAGCAGGGGACGCCCCCUACGAUCUCCUGGAUAGGGACCUCCGUGUCCCCCCUGGACCCUUCCACCACCCGCUCCUCGGUGCUCACCCUCAUCCCACAGCCCCAGGACCAUGGCACCAGCCUCACCUGUCAGGUGACCUUCCCUGGGGCCAGCGUGACCACAAACAAGACCGUCCAUCUCAACGUGUCCUACCCCCCUCAGAACUUGACCAUGAUUGUCUUCCAAGAAGACGGCACAGUAUCCACAGUCCUGGGAAAUGGCUCAUCUCUGUCACUCCCAGAGGGCCAGUCUCUGCGCCUGGUCUGUGCAGUUGAUGCAGUUGACAGCAAUUCCCCUGCCAGGCUGAGCCUGAGCUGGAGAGGCCUGACCCUGUGCCCCUCACAGCCCUCAAACCCGGGGGUGCUGGAGCUGCCUUGGGUGCACCUGAGGGAUGAAGAUGAAUUCACCUGCAGAGCUCAGAACCCUCUGGGCUCUCAGCAGGUCUCCCUGAAUGUCUCCCUGCAGAGCAAAGCCACAUCAGGAGUGACUCAGGGGGCGGUCGGGGGAGCUGGAGCCACAGCCCUGGUCUUCCUGUCCUUCUGCGUCAUCUUCGUUGCAGUGAGGUCCUGCAGGAAGAAAUCGGCAAGGCCAGCAGCGGGCGUGGGAGAUACGGGCAUAGAGGAUGCAAACGCUGUCAGGGGUUCAGCCUCUCAGGGGCCCCUGACUGAACCUUGCGCAGAAGACAGUCCCCCAGACCAGCCUCCCCCAGCUUCUGCCCGCUCCUCAGUGGGGGAAGGAGAGCUCCAGUAUGCAUCCCUCAGCUUCCAGAUGGUGAAGCCUCGGGACUUGCGGGGACAGGAGGCCACUGACACCGAGUACUCGGAGAUCAAGAUCCACAGAUGAGAAACUGCAGAGACUCAGCCUGAUGGAGGGAUCACAGCCCCUCCAGGCAAGGGAGAAGUCAGAGGCUGAUUCUUGUAGAAUUAACAGCCCUCAACGUGACGAGCUAUGAUGAGCUAUGAUAACACUAUGAAUUAUGUGCAGAGUGAAAAGCACACAGGCUUUGGAGUCAAAGUAUCUCAAACCUGAAUCCACAUUGUGCCCUCCCUUUUAUUUUUUUAACUAAAAGACAGACAAAUUCCUACCUCUCUGUACCUUGGUUUCCUGCUCUGUAAAACAGGAAUGAGAAGCCCUACUUGCAAGGUUGUGGUCACCAUUCCAGGAGUCACAUCCCAUCAGAGCUCCUGGCACAGGUGUAUGCUGAGCACUGAUGGAUCGCUGUGCUUUGAACACAAAGGUCCUGCUGGGAACCUCUCCUGAUUCUGGUGGCAGCUGGUACUUAUAUGUCUGUGUCACUUGCCUGCAAAAUAGCGAUUCUGCAACUUUCCAGGAAAUGACCUCAGCCUGCAAAUCAGGUCUAAACUAGGUAGCAUCUGGAUCCUGCCCACCUCUUCAGCCUCAUCUCCCCACCCUGUGACUGCUAGGCCACCUUACUCUCUGCAGUCUACGUACUGUGCACAGUCCAGUGGGAGUCUUUAGGACACACUGAGCUCUCUCCGCACUGCUCACAGCCCAUCCAUGGCUCCUGGAUCCUGAACCUCCCAUCACAUCCUCUUCGUGACAUCACUCUCCCACUUCAGUCCACUCCUCCAUCUUCACCACUUAACCCACUGGUCCCUCUGGUCUUUUCCAAAUCAUUUGCAACAUGCCCUGUUGGUUCAUACCUCAGUCCUUGCACACUGGGGACCCUCCUCCUAGAACGCCCUCCUCCUAGGCCUUCUUCUGUCUCUGUCUUUGAAAAUGGAGUUCAAGGAUUGGACUUCUGGGUUGAGCUGAGGGAGAGAGUGAAGCAGCAGCUCAUGAUCUCCCUCCUCUAAAGCCAAACCCAGGGAAUGAGAAACGUUUCCAAAGGGGCACAGUAUCAUCUGGCAAAUUAAACAACAUGAUCCAAAAAAAUUUACCUACAUGCAGCACCCGAACGAGGAAAGGGACAUCUCACAACAAUCACUUUAUGCAGUAGCCCUGAUAGGAAGAAAUCAAAGGACUGGAGGAAGCACUAAAACUUCCCUAAAUCUAGACUCUUGCCCAUUUACGGCAGCAUCAAAAAACCGUAAAGUACCAAGGAACAAUUUUUUAAAAAUCAUGGCCGGGCACGGUGUCUCACGCCUGUAAUUCCAGCACUUUGGGAGGCCAAGGCGGGCAGAUCACGAGGUCAGGAGAUCGAGACCAUCCUGGCUAACAUGGUGAAACCCUGUCUCUACGAAAAAUACAAAAAUUAGCCGGGCGUGGUGGCGGGUGCCUGUAGUCCCAGCUACUCAGGAGGCUGAGGCAGGAGAAUGGCGUGAA